CCAAGGCGACCCCCUUGGACCCAUGUUAUUUUCUGUCGCCUUGCAUCCAUUUCUUUUGGAUCUCCAGAAGAACCACUCAUCCACCCGUGUCCUAGCCUACUUGGACGAUAUGUUUUUUAUUGGGCCAAUGGAGGAUGUUUUAUUAUGCUUGAACGAUGCGGAGUCUAGCUUAAAAGAAAUUGGUCUCAACGUAGCAAUCGAAAAAUGCGAGCUUCUGUGCAAUGGUCUCCCAGACCAUCCCCAUCUCGAUAGAGCUAUUCGAGUUGUGUCUUCUGGAACAAUCAUAUUGGGGAUUCCCAUUGGUCAUCAACACUAUGUCACCGAGACUUGUUUGGAAUUUGCUAAAGGAGGACAGGGUCUAUGUGACGAGCUUGCUUCCUUGGAUGACCCCCAGUCUGGUAUGCUAAUUCUACGCUAUUGCCACACAAAUCGAAUAAAUCAUCUUGCCCGCUCAGUGUAUCCCACUCUGCUGAAACCCGCUACCAGGUUCCAUGAUGAGCUAACGAAGGCAACUUUCCGGGAAUUGGUCUGUUGCCACGAUAUAGGGGAGCAACAGUGGCUGCAAGCAACAUUGCCAAUCCGGAACGGUGGGUUUGGCAUGUCCUCUAUGGAGUCAACUUGUCCAAUCGCGUUUGUAUCAAGUUGGGCCCGUUCUCUAGCUCACCUCCCUCAAUCAUUUGGUGAUCUCACAGACUUAGUCAAAAAUAUCUUUCGUGCAGUCCAACAUCCAGGUCACAACGGAUCAAUCGCCUCUCAUCUUUUGCAGGCCCUGCCAGGAAAUAAGAGCCUCGUUGAACUUAUCAACAACCCGAAAAAGCUACAGCAAAAGCUAAAAUCGGAGCAAACGGAACAAAUUGUGUCGUCUAUUCUCUCAAACCCACUAUCUCAGCGCUCAGCUGCUUGGUUCAGGUCGCUACAGGGACUCGAAGCAGGCGCAUGGCUUGACUCAAUACCUUCUUCUGCGAAGCUUGCAUUAAAACCCAGCGAUUUUCGCUUAGCAACACGCAUGAGGUUGGGUCUUGAAAUGCCCCUCGGUUCUGUUGUCCCUGUAUGCGAAUGCGACAAAGACAUUGAUAAAGACGGCUAUCACCUUCUCACAUGUAAGACCGGUGGUGGGCCAAUAUGGACUCACGAGACAUUGUCUAGUGUUUGGAGCGACUGUCUACAGCAUUUGAAGAUGUCCCAUCAGUGGGAACCAAGGAAUCUUUACGUUAAUAGCGACGACCGCCCCGACAUCGUUGUCUUUGACGCUCAACAGGGUUGUGACAUUGAGCUGGACAUCUCGGUGGCCCACCCAUGGGCACUACAUGUGAUCUCUCGAGCAGCUCAGGAAGACGGUGCGGCCGCAGCUACCCGUGAGGUCAAGAAAUCAGAAAAAUACGCUAAAGAAAGGGACGUCUGGGGCCUCCCCUCCAAAUGCAUCCCAUAUUAGUGUUCGAACACUUCGGACGUUGGGGCUCAGAGGCAGCUCAAUUCCUACACCGCCUGUCACUCCAGUCUAUAGACGAAGACGAAGAAAGAACAGUUAUGAAUUUAAGUUAUUGUGGCGUAAAUGCAUGUCGGUAGCUUUGCAAAGGUGUAUGCUAGCGUAAUUAGCAGAAAGUUGGCAAGACUGGGACAUUCUUCAUUCGCACGUAGUUAAAUUAUGGCGUCGGCCGUUUGGGCCAGACUACAAUGUAGUAGUGUUGUUCUUUGAAAAUAUAUGUAUUGACAGACA
Corticium candelabrum is the source of this 1717-nucleotide messenger RNA. RefSeq lists its product as uncharacterized. NCBI's taxonomy places the organism in Eukaryota, Metazoa, Porifera, Homoscleromorpha, Homosclerophorida, Plakinidae. The record is from RefSeq and is a predicted model, not a curated record. The transcript has a single exon. The coding region runs from base 23 to 1432 and encodes 469 amino acids.